AUGGAUAUGGAUAAUACCUACAAACCCACGCCCUCGGCGACUGUCGUACGCCUCAUGGUCCUUGAGACCGACAUACCUCACCCCGAUACAUACUCGGUGCGCGGUUCAUUUGGUCGCAUUGUACACGAACACUUUAGCAAAGCCGGACGUGCCCAUCACCCGCCUCUAGGCGUCGAGACAGACCAAGUCUUCGUCGUUACCGAACAAGGCGGACGGAUGCCCGAGGUGCAAGAGUUCGAACGUUUUGACGGCCUGCUCAUCACCGGCAGCGUGUACGAUGCGCACGCGAACAACGAAUGGAUCCUUCAGCUACUAGAGCUCCUCAAGGCCCUCUGGACCAAACGGCCCGACUUCCACUUUCUUGGCGUCUGCUUCGGCCACCAGCUCCUCUCCCGCCUUCUUGGCGGCACUGUCGGGCCCGCGCCUACGCAAGACUGGGAACUCGGCCACUGUCGCAUUGAGCUCACGCCCGUCGGCCAGCAGCUCUUCCGUACGAAGGAGGACCACAUUCAUCUGCACCAGAUGCACCAAGACCAGGUCACCUCACCGCCCACGGCCGCGUCCGCAGGACCCGACAUGUUGCACCCGGACACCGAAAUUGCGUGCUGGGGGCGCAGCGACCAUACACCUGUUCAAGGCCUGUACAUACCGAAUCGGCUCUUCACUACCCAAGCACAUCUGGCGUUUGAUGAGGACAUGGUGAAGCGACAGAUUCAGAUCAGAGUGGAUGGCGGCGGGAUUAAGGACCUCGAACAUGCGGAUCGGGCGGCCGAGACGGCGCAUCUGGAGCACGACGGUGUCGAGGUUGCUAAGGCUGUAUUGCGGUCGUUUGUGUAUGACGAGGAUGAAUAG
Aspergillus melleus is the source of this 852-nucleotide messenger RNA. Its product is annotated as type 1 glutamine amidotransferase. Lineage: Eukaryota; Fungi; Ascomycota; Eurotiomycetes; Eurotiales; Aspergillaceae. The coding region runs from base 1 to 852 and encodes 283 amino acids. The transcript has a single exon. Gene Ontology annotation, cellular component: nucleus; cytosol. The record is from RefSeq and is a predicted model, not a curated record.